This is a messenger RNA of Prorocentrum cordatum, 966 nucleotides long. The record is from the annotation of a GenBank genome assembly. NCBI's taxonomy places the organism in Eukaryota, Dinophyceae, Prorocentrales, Prorocentraceae.
AUGGUGCCCGCGGAGUUGGUCACAGGCGGCGCGCUCCCUCGGUGGGCCGCUGGGGGCGGGGCCUCGGUGUUCGCCAAUGCCAUGCAGCAGUUCGUCCAGGCGACGUCUCACACGGCCGCGGCGGGCUCUGCAAAGAAGGGUUUGUCUUUCGAUUUGGCCAAGCGGAUCCAAGAAAUGGGUUUGGCGCACUUCCCAUCGGAUGGGUUCCCUUCAGAAGAAACCUUGGCCAAAUUCGAGCAUGCUGGCAAAGUGGCCGCCGAGAAGCAGCGCAAGUGGAUUGGCAGCGCGGACGGUGAGUGUCUGCAGACGCACCACCGACCGGAAUGGUCGCGCACGCCUGUCGUGGCUGCGCCACCGACUGGUUCAUCUAUUGAGGAGAAGGUCAAGCAUGUGCUCGACGACAAGAAAGCCCGAGCGGACGAGUUGAAGCUCGAUUACCAGAGCUACGCUACGUUCGUGGGUCACCUUUUGGCUGACCUGUUCAAUUUGACCCACAUAGCUGAGGAACACGGCGGGGUCCGGACGGCUUAUCAGUACGACAUCUUGCAGCGUAAGGCGAUGGCGCGCUCGCUCGAGCGAGGCGAGGACCGGCUUUCGCACUACUUCAACGUGCUCGACGAGGACAUGGCCCGGAAGGCCAAAGAUAAAGUGUCUCAGAAAAUGAAGGAGACCACCGGCCGGACGACCACUGGCCAGGCGCAGCACGGCGGAGGCUCCCGGACCUACGGCGGCAGCAGCUCUGGUUACGGAGGCUGGGGCAAUUCCAGCUCCAGCGGGGCGGCGCCGAAGGGCCAGGGCAAGGCGCACAAAGGGGCUGGGCCCGCGCCGAGCACCCCCAAGAAGAAGAGGUCCAGGUCGCCAAAGCGCUCUGGCAACGGCGGCAACUCCAACGGCAAGGGAGGCAAGGGCGGCCAUGGCAACAACCAGGGCAACAAGUCCUGGCAGGACAAGUGGUGGAACAAGUGA